Molecule: messenger RNA, 926 nt
Organism: Armigeres subalbatus
Lineage: Eukaryota; Metazoa; Arthropoda; Insecta; Diptera; Culicidae
Product: trypsin 5G1-like
Exons: 1
Coding region: 28-822 (264 amino acids)
Biological process (GO): proteolysis
Molecular function (GO): serine-type endopeptidase activity
Source: RefSeq, a predicted model, not a curated record
UUCAUCGCCAAUCCACAAAGCUUCACCAUGACUGCUUUUGGGAUUUUUCUGACAAUCACAUCUACUUUCGCGGCCAGCGGUCUAGCUCUACCGAAUCUUCGCCUGGCCACCCGAUCGACUUGCUCUUCAGAUCGUAUCGUCGGAGGUUAUCCCGCCAACAUCACCGAUAUACCCUUCCAAGUUUCCCUUCAGCAUCAGCUCGGUCACUUCUGCGGUGGAUCCAUCAUCAGUGGCAGGUGGAUUUUGUCGGCCGCCCAUUGUGCUGGAAGCAGUGAUAACCCGAUGAUCAACGUCCGUGUCGGGUCCAGUUUGUCCGACGAAGGUGGUCUACUGGUGGCGGCCAAACGCUUCAUUCAACACCCGCAAUACAAUUUCGAAACGCUUGAUUAUGAUGUUGCCUUGUUGGAAUUAAGUGAAGAGUUGAAACUGGAUGACCAAUUCUACGCCGUUCAGCUCCCGGAGCAGGACGAACCGGUGAACGAUGGAACCUGUCUGCAGGUUUCCGGAUGGGGUGAUACACAAAACGCUUACGAGAAUGGAUACCAACUCAAGGCGGCUACAAUUCCGAUAGUCAAUCAGAAGGAAUGUGCCCAAUCAUACGAAUGGUUCGGAACGGUGACACCACGCAUGCUGUGCGCUGGUUUUGACAAGGGAGGAAACAAUGCCUGCCACGGCGAUUCUGGCGGUCCGCUGGUGAUGGAUGGAAACAAGCUGGUAGGGGUGGUUUCUUGGAGCUUCGGAUGUGCCGAAAAAAAUCAUCCCACAGUUUUUGCAAGGGUUGCAUCCGUUCGCAGUUGGAUCAAGGAAAUAAGUGGAGUUUAACAGUUCGUCACUGAUUUUAAUUUAAGUUUACAAUAAUUCAUCACAUAACUGUACAUCAUAAUAUAAGUACAUCUAAUAUAGUUGCAUAAAAAAAUCUGUUCCGA